Molecule: messenger RNA, 2253 nt
Organism: Verticillium dahliae VdLs.17
Lineage: Eukaryota; Fungi; Ascomycota; Sordariomycetes; Glomerellales; Plectosphaerellaceae
Product: DNA damage response protein RcaA
Exons: 7
Coding region: 1-2253 (750 amino acids)
Biological process (GO): double-strand break repair via homologous recombination; mitotic G2 DNA damage checkpoint signaling
Cellular component (GO): Mre11 complex
Molecular function (GO): protein binding; damaged DNA binding
Source: RefSeq, a predicted model, not a curated record
AUGUGGCUCUUGGAGCAGGAAAAUGUCUUCGAGGGCCGACAGCUCUGGCUUCGCCCCGGCAAGCUCUACCUCUUUGGCCGCACCGCCUCGGAACCGGGCCAGCUUGCCAUCUCCCACAAGACCAUCUCCCGGAAACACAUGACCAUCAAAAUCGAGCCGGUGGCCAAUGGCCGCAGCCAAAGUAUCUCGAAGCGAUCCACUGUAACCAUCGAAGACCUCGCGACGAAGACGGGCACAACGAUCGACGGCGAGAAGUACAAGGGGGAGAAGCAUGUCGUCUCCAACGAUGCCGCGGAGAUCAAGCUGGGAGGCUGUCCUGACAUUUUCAGACUCUCGUGGCACCCUGUUGUGCUGAGCUUCGGCUUCACGAGCCGCGAAAUGCGAGAAGACCCGGCCCGCCGACUCCGCGACAUGCUCGAACAGCUCGACAUCAAAUUCACGUUUGACUACAACAUCCAACACACGACACAUGUGGUGGCGAAGAAGAGGAAUACGUCCAAGGGGCUGCAGGCGCUCAUCAACGGCCGGUACAUCGUCACCGACUCGUUCGUCGACGCCAUCGUGGCCGCUGCGCUGCCGCCCGACGGGACCGAGGCAACAGACGCGUCGGCUCUGGAGCAAGACUUUCAGGCUUACUGGCCGAACCCUCUCGAGCACCUACCGCCUCGCGGCGGCGAGCCUGUUGAACGGCCGCCGGAUGCGUACGCUCCGGAUGAAGCGCGCAAAGAAAUCUUUGAGGGUUACACGUUCAUCUUUUACGACAGAAACCAGUAUGACAACCUCCUGGCGCCGAUCACCAAUGGCGGCGGCAAGGCGCUGCACACCGAGGUCACCCCCGAAAAGACAACCGUGGACGACUUUGUGCUGUUUGUCAAGACGGAGGCGGGCGAGAAGGGCCUCGGGUCUUUCGAGGACGGGAGCGAAGGACGCGGCGUGGUCGUCGUCCGCUUCACCCCUGAUAAGGGCGACCACACUGAAUGGUACGCGUCGUUUUUCUAUGAGACAUCGCUUCGGCUGGACCACCGCCCCAUUGAACAAAAUGAGUUUCUCGAGGCUAUUCUCGUCAAGGACGCCAGCAUAUUACGGAGGCCUCUGCAGACCGAAACAGUCCAGGACAGCCCGCCCAGAGCAGCGCGGAGACAAGCAGCGACUAGAGGCGGCGAUGCCAUGGAGACAGAUUCUGCGCCCGCCCCAAAUGCACCAUCGCAGGAUGUCUCGGAGUCCUCGAUGCCUGGACCGCGAGGGCAAUUGUGCCGCAAGGCUUCCACACCGAAACAACACGAGGCCAAGCGGGCCCUGCCGCGGAAAGCAGAAGACGAAGACGAAGAGGAAAGCGCAAGCGGCCAGCGCCCGACUCCCGCAGACCUCAUGGACGGCCUCAUUCCCACAGCAGCAGCCGCCAAGCGCCGGCGCCUUGAAGCCGGCGAGGACCCGAUCCGGCGGCCCUCGCCCGACGAACCCGAAGAGCCAGCGCAGCCCAAGCCGGCGCCGAAAAAGGUCAAGAGGGAGAUUGACGUCCUGGAGGAAGCGCGCAAGCGCCGCGAGGAGAUGGAGGCCCGCGCCAAAGCGGAGCGCGACGACCUCGCCCAUCUGCCCUCGGACAUUGACCUCGACGCCAUCCGCCGCCUUCACAUUGUGGAAGAGAUGGAGCUGCGGAGACCGGGCGGUGAGCGCACGCGCGAGCAGGACAUUGCCGACGGGCGGUGGGACCCGCGCUGGAACGGGCGGCGCAACUUCAAGCGGUUCCAGAAACGAGGCGCCGCGCAGGGCAGGGCGGUCAUGAAGGUCAUUGUGCAGGUGUCGGAGGUGAAGACGAAGGACUUCGGCAUCGGGGACGACUACUGGCUCGAGGGCGACACGCAGCAGAAGAAGAAGAGCGGCGGCAGCCAGUCGCAGGAGGCCAAGUCUGAGCCCUCGUCGAGGGCGACAGGUUCGUUGCGGGCACGGCCAACGCAGAUUGUGCUGUCAGACGACAGCGAUGAACAAGAGGCCAUCGAGGAGACGCCGGCUGAGGCUGCGCCGGUGACGCGGAUCAGGGGCAUCAGAAGCACGGCGACCGAGUCGCAGAGCACGGGGCCGACGUCGAGCCGCAGCCAGGCGACUGGGCGUACGACUCAGGGGAAGAGGCCUGCCGCGGAGGCGUCUAGUGAACCGCCGGCCAAGAGGCCACGGCCUGUGCGACAGAUUGUCGAGGUUCGCGAUAGCGACGAGAGCGACGACGAGCUGAAGUUUAAGUUUGGCCGACGGCGGUAG